GGGUAUCAUACUAAUCAUCAGAAUCCACCAAUAUCAUAAAAUCUAAUAUGCAUGUCAGUCUCCAGAUUUUUUUUUUUUAAUUCUUUGAAUGCUACAUGCAACGCAUAAAUUCAGACAAAAGAAUUGAAGAACGCCGUUGGUUUACAUUGGCGACAUCUUCUGUUCUUCUUUCAGUUAGUUGACGUGAUAAAAGUUAAUAAUAGCCGAAGAUGGAGGUUUCUUGAUUUGGCUUUUGCUCCAAUUAGAAGUCCCACAACUCAUUUUCAUCAGCCAGUUGUGGCUUUCAAGUUUUAUGGAAGGUUUUUAAAGUGGGGCCUACCAUUUUCUGAUGCAGACAUGUUAAUUUUAGGAAAGAUCACCAUUUUAAUAAUUUUGGGCUUCGUGGUUAGUUGCCUUUUCACUUGUAAUCUUUCAUAAUAUAUAUAUAUAUAUACACCGUCUUUCAACCUGUCGUUUUCGGAUCCAAUUUUAUUCUGCUUCCUUUUCUUGCUCCUCAAGUCUCCGUUUCUCUCUCAAGUUGUAUUUAUACCGAGUACAUAUCGGUUUUCAUGUUUGUUUUUGCGGAUGAACUUCAUGUUUCAUGUAGUGGAAGCCCAAAUUUGUAUAAUUUGAACUGGUGUAACGCAGGUUUUAUAAUCUUGGUGAAGGAUUCAUACAGUUUUCUUACAUUCACAUAUAAGGCUCAAAUGGGUCAUCUUCGUCGUCUUCUUCUUCUGUUAAUUCUAAUCUCCUUUUUACGAGAGUGCCAGUCAUGGGGUUGGUCGUCUUCUUCUAAAAAAGAGACUCACUUUGAAGAGAAAAAUUCAGGUCCAAAUGAUGUUUCCGGUAUUGCUGAGUUCUCCAUAGAUGGUUUUAACGAUCAGAAAGGAGUCAGGCAGAUGGAAACUGCUAAAAGGAAACUGGUUGGUGCAAACUCUUGUUGGCAAAACGCUUACCGGCAUCUCUUUGCUGGGUGCUCGGAGAUUUUUGCAGUGGAUGAGAAACGGUCUAGAUUUGCUUGGCAUCUGACUGAUUGCUUUCAGAAGGACUCCGGCAGGCCGCCCUUUCCUUCUUGUGACCCGAAAUCUGCCAUGGCUAAAUGCCUAAAGGGCUUAAAAGAACAUGAGCAUAGGGUUUAUCUCGAAUUCUACCUUGAAACCAACUCCAUCUGCCAUCAGUUACAGGCACAUGCAUUCAAGCAACAAAUAGAGAGACUGGUGAAUGAGCUAAAAAAUUCAGCUCACUUGGCCGAAGAAAAAUUAGGAAUCAUGGAACUCAAAACAGAAUACCUGUUGAAGAAUUCCAAUGAGAUUUAUGAUUCUUUGAAUAAUAUUGAUAUCCGAGUUCAACAAGUAGCACUAACAUCAAAGAAUGUAGAAGAUCGUAUAAGUGCGGUAUUGAAGCAUUCGGAAGCUUUAUAUGAGCAAUCCAAGGGAAUUGCAGCUUCUCAAUCGGAGCUGCAAGAAAGACAAGUGGAGAUGAGGAGAAGUUUGGAGGAUGGGAUGGAGAUGCUUAAAGAUUCUUAUGACGUUUUAGGCCAUGAAAUAGAUAAUUUAAGAAAUGAGGCCAUUCAAAUAGAGAAGGCGAUACUUAAACUUGGAGAUUCAAUGUCACUGAAGAUGACAAAUCUGCAAAUCAAAGCCGAUGAUAUUGGGAAUAUGGCAGGGGUUUCAUUAGAAAAGCAACAACAACUUCUAGAUGGCCAAUCCACGGCACUUGAGGGUCUUAAAAUUUUAACCAAAUUUCAGUCCGAUGCCCUAGAAGAAAGCAGGAGUACUCUGCAAGAAUUUUCUGAAUAUGGCCAUAGACAACAAGAAGAGCUUCUCCGGCAGAAAGAGCAGCUUCAAAGUGUUCAUGACCACUUGAUGGAAAACUCGAAGUCAAUUUUGGCAGCUCAGGAAUCUUUUGAAUCAAAGCAAGCAAGCAUGUUUAUUGCUUUAGAUAAGCUGUUUGCUUUGCACAAUGCCAUGCUGCUUGAAUCGAGAUUAAUUAAAUCUUUCUUUGUUUACUGUAUAUCAAUCUUUAUCAUCUACAUGUUCACUAGCACGAAGCAAACAUACAAAGUCAGACCCUGGCUAUAUAUCGGACUCUGUGUCACAUUCUUGAUAGAAGUAGCAAUAAUGCGGGUUGCAACAAAUGAUAAUAUUGAAGAAAAAUCUUGGAUAAUAAAUUUGGUCAGGUCAUUUUUUGCGCUUACAGCUACAAUUCAGAUUCUCCAUGCAAUUUGCACAUACAGAGACUAUGAAGUGCUGAACCAUCAGAUCCUACUAACGUUAAUUGAGAAGAUUAAUGGCAUGGAAAGACACGAGGAGUUGCCUUGGGACUUGGAUAGUGAGAUAAACUGGUCUGCAUGGAUUGAUACUGACAUAUCAGAAGACCCAGACAACUUGGAAGACCCAGAUUAUAUACUUCCAGAAGAAGUUGCAGAAAAUUCAAUCGUAACUAGUUCAAUUACAAGAAAAUAUGAUCUGCGCCGCCGUUGCCGUCAGUGAGAAUUUUGUUAGUUUUCGACAAUGUUAGUUUAAACACUUACCUGUUUGUUUCUGAGUUUCAUACAAUUGCCCGUUAAAUGGAGAAAUAUUUUUUUUUUGUGAGGAUAGUUAAACUAGUGAUCAACAGAACUAAUAGCUAGUUUCAUUUAGGUGGACCUGGUGUGUGGUGUUGGGUUAUAAUUGAGGGUGUGAAACUAGGGUUACUCCAGAAACUUACAUAUAUCGGUUGACAAUUAAUAAUCACCAGAUCCAUGCUAUUAGCAAGGUUCAUCAACAUUUUUUUGACAGAUACAGUGCAGCCUUUUGUGUAAACUCUUGAAUUAGUCGCAUUCUACAUCCUUUUGUUUCUACUACGGAUAAGGUGAAACC
Molecule: messenger RNA, 2840 nt
Organism: Carya illinoinensis
Lineage: Eukaryota; Viridiplantae; Streptophyta; Magnoliopsida; Fagales; Juglandaceae
Product: protein GAMETE EXPRESSED 1
Exons: 6
Coding region: 549-2471 (640 amino acids)
Source: RefSeq, a predicted model, not a curated record